AUGUCUAAGGAAGAGGAUAUCAAGCUUGCUGAGGAAAACAUUAAUACAGAUGUUAAUUCAAUAGCUAUUAAGAAACAUUAUGAUGCUGAAGAACGUUUACACAGAUAUGAUAAGAAAAAAUCAUUAUCCGAUAUAUUUGCUAUUGUCGCUGCAGGUUGUAGUCUUAUGACUGAUGGUUAUUUUAAUUCAAACAUGACAAUGAUGAAUUCAUUAUUUACACAAAUGUACCCAAAGGAAUAUACAGCAGAUAUGAAAACCGCAGUAUCAAAUGCUUUAUUAGUUGGUGAAGUCUUGGGUCAAGUUUCUAUUGGAUUAACUUGUGAUUAUUUUGGUAGAAAAUGGGCUAUUGUUACAACUACGUUAUUUAUUGUUCUUGGUUCAAUCAUGGCUACUGCAUCAAAUGGGAUUACUAUUACUGGUAUGUUUUGGAUGAUGGUUGUUUCAAGAGGUGUUAUUGGUUAUGGAUGUGGUGGUGAAUAUUGUGUUGCAAGUUCUGCAGCUUCUGAAAGUGCAAAUGAAACUGUUAAAAAAAGAGGUAGAAUAUUCAUUUGGGUUACAAAUUUACCAUUAACAUUAGGAGGACCUUUUUCAUUAAUUGUUUUCUUGAUUGUUUUUAGUGCUGCCGGUACAAGACAUCUAGAAGUUGUUUGGAGAGUUUGUUUUGGGCUAGGUAUUGUUUGGCCAUUAAGUAUUUUUUAUUUUAGAUUGAAAAUGAAUACAUCACAUUUAUAUAAAGAAGCUGCAAUUCAAAAAAAAGUUCCAUACCCUUUAGUUUUCAAAUAUUAUUGGAGAAGAUUAUUAGGUACUUGUGGUUGUUGGUUUAUUUUUGAUUUUAUUACAUUCCCAAAUGGUAUUUUUUCAUCAACAAUUAUCGCAAGUGUUUUAGAUGAUACCAAGGAUUUAAAAAAAGUUGCUGAAUGGACAUUAUUAUUAAAUGCCUUAUCAAUCCCAGGUGUUUUAUUAGGUUCAUUAGUUAUUGAUAAAUGGGGUAGAAAAAAUUGUUUAAUGAUUGGAUUUGCAGGUUAUUUAGUCAUUGGAUUAAUCAUUGGAUGUGCUUACAAUCAAUUAAAAGUCAUAGUUCCAUUAUUUGUUGUAUUUUAUGGUCUUUUCAAUAGUUUUGGUAGUUUUGGACCAGGUAAUUGUAUGGGAUUAACAUCAUCUGAAAGUUUUGCUACUCCAGUUCGUGGUACAUUAUAUGGAUUAUCAGCAGCUAUUGGUAAAGCAGGUGCAGCAGUUGGUACUCAAUGUUUUACCAAGAUUCAAGAGAACUUGGGUAAGCAAUGGACUUUUAUUAUUGCUGCUAUAUUGGGGUUGAUUGGUAUUUUAUUAGCAUUUUUCUGUAUUCCACAUUUAAAAGAAGAUGAUUUACAAAUGGAAGAUUUAAGAUUUGAAGAAUAUUUAAGAUUGAAUGGUUAUAAUGGUCAAAUUGGUUUAGAAAAAAGUGAUGAUAGUGAUGAAUCUUCAGUUGAAAGAUUUACAAUUGAAGAACCUGUCAAGAAUUGA
Hansenula ciferrii is the source of this 1503-nucleotide messenger RNA. RefSeq lists its product as uncharacterized. Gene Ontology annotation, cellular component: plasma membrane. The record is from RefSeq and is a predicted model, not a curated record. The transcript has a single exon. Gene Ontology annotation, molecular function: carboxylic acid transmembrane transporter activity. Bases 1 to 1503 code for a protein of 500 amino acids. NCBI's taxonomy places the organism in Eukaryota, Fungi, Ascomycota, Saccharomycetes, Phaffomycetales, Wickerhamomycetaceae. Gene Ontology annotation, biological process: carboxylic acid transport; transmembrane transport.